Messenger RNA from Sapajus apella (tufted capuchin), 5243 nucleotides. Its product is annotated as GTPase IMAP family member 7-like. Gene Ontology annotation, cellular component: endoplasmic reticulum. The transcript is spliced from 4 exons. The record is from RefSeq and is a predicted model, not a curated record. Lineage: Eukaryota; Metazoa; Chordata; Mammalia; Primates; Cebidae. The coding region runs from base 70 to 1785 and encodes 571 amino acids. Gene Ontology annotation, molecular function: GTP binding.
GUGGGCAGAGCCAGAGGGAACAGGGCAGUCACCUGAGCUACCCCUGCAAGAAGCCAGCAGUGAGCUGAGAUGAGGUCGUGGCUGUUCAUCUGCUCGGUGGCUAUGGUCACCUUAGUGACAUCCAGGCCCACAGAGGAAAGAGUCCUUGCUUUCGGAACCAGCGGGAGCCUGUGUCAGGAGAACAUGUCAAAGCAGAGCUGCCAGAUGCCAGAACUGCGGCUCCUCCUCCUGGGGAAAAGCCGCUCAGGAAAAAGUGCCACAGGAAAUGCCAUUUUGGGCAAAGAUGUGUUCGCAUCCAACUUCAAUGAUCAGAUAGUGACCAAAAUGUGCCAGAGAGAAAGUCAGGUCCUGAGAGAAAGGAAGGUUGUGGUCAUUAAUACCCCUGACCUUUUCUCCCCAGUAGCUUGUGCUGAAGACAAGCAACGCAACAUCCAACACUGCCUGGAGCUCUCUGCCCCCAGCCUCCAUGCCUUGCUCUUGGUAAUUACCAUAGGCCAUUUCACAAGGGAGGAUGAGGAAACGGUCAUGGGCAUCCAACAAAUGUUUGGAGCUGAAGCCAGGAGGCAUAUCAUUAUUGUCUUCACCCAGAAGGAUGAUUUGGGGGAUGACUUGCUGCAAGAUUUCAUUAAAAACCACAAAUCUCUCAAGCAGUUGGUUCAAGACUGUGGGGGCCGAUACUGUAUUUUCAACAAGGCUGUUACUAAGGAUGAGCGAGUCAGCCAGGUGUCGGAGCUCCUUCACAAGGUCAAAGAUUUGGUGAAAAUGAACCGAGGACCCUAUCAUGUGAACCUCAAAACUGAAGGCAGCAGAUUUCAAGACUCUGUGAAUGAAGCUGCAUCUCAAGAGGGAGACAAGCCACAUGGUCUUGUACGUGACUCAGCUACAGAGCCUCCUGACGUGAGCAUGGCUGAGAGUGAGGACCGCUCUCUGAGGAUCGUUCUGGUAGGGAAAACCGGAAGUGGGAAAAGUGGGACAGCGAACACCAUCCUCGGAAAGCAAAUCUUUAAGUCUAAAAUUGCUGCCCAAGCUGUUACCAAGACCUGUCAAAAAGCAUCCCGGACCUGGCAGGGGAGAGACCUUCUUGUUGUUGACACUCCAGGGCUCUUUGACACCAAGGAGACCCUGGACACCACUUGCAGGGAAAUCAGCCGCUGCGUCCUCGCCUCCUGCCCAGGGCCCCAUGCUAUUGUCCUGGUUCUGCAGCUGGGUCGCUACACAGAGGAAGAGCAGAAAACCAUUGCAUUGAUUAAGGCUGUCUUUGGGAAGCUAGCCAUGAAGCACAUGGUCAUCUUGUUCACUCGCAAAGAAGAGUUGGAGGGCCAGAGUCUGGAUGGCUUCAUAGCAGAUGCGGAUGUGGACCUAAAAAGCAUUUUAAAGGAGUGCGGGAACCGCUGCUGUGCCUUUAGCAACAGCAGCCUAACAAGUGAGGCAGAGAAGGAAGCUCAGGUGAAGGAGCUGGUGGAGCUGGUAGAGAAAAUGGUGCAGUGCAACAAAGGGGCUUACUUUUCUGACGCCAUAUACAAGGACACAGAGGAAAGGCUGAAACAACGGGAAGAGGUUUUGAGGAACAUCUACACUGACCAAUUAAAUGAGGAAAUUGAACUAGUAGAAAAGGAAUAUGAGCAUAAAUCAGAGGAAGAAAAGAAGGAAAAAAUAAAAUUGCUAAAAAUGAAAUAUGAUGAAAAAAUUAAAAAUAUAAGGGAAGAAGCUGAGAAAAAUAUAUUUACAGAUGUUUUAAGUAGGAUAUUGAAGAUGCUUUCCAAAAUAUGGCAUACGUUUUGGUAGUAAUAUAAAUUUUAUUCUUUCUUCUUAAUUUACUAUGAUUUGUCAAUGUGAUGAAUCGUAUCUUCCAAAUAUAGUUGCAAAAAUACCUCCCUCUCCUUAGCUUUAUUAAGGUUUCAUUGACAAAUAAAAAUUGAGUAUGUUUAGGGUGUAUAAUAUGAUGUUUUAAUAUAUGUAUAUGUACAUUGUGAAAGAAUUAACUCAAGGUAAUUAACACAUCGAGCACCUCUUGGUUACUAUUUUAUUUGGUGUGGUGAGAACAUUUGAGGCCUAAUCUCUUAGCAAAUUUCAAAAAUGCGAUACAGUAUUAUUAAGUAUAGUCAUCAUGCUGUAUGUUAGAUCUCCAGAGCUGAUUUAUCCUGAAUAACUAAAGUUUUGUACCAACAAUUCUCCAUUUCCCCCAAUGCCCAGUCCCUGGCAACCAACAUUCUAUUCUUUGCUUCUGUGAGUUCUACUUUAUAAAAUUCCACAUGUAAGUGAGAUCAUGCAAUACCUGUCUUUCUGUGCUUAGCUUAGUUUACUUAACAUAACGUCCUCUGGGUUCAUUGAUACUAUUGCAAAAGACAAGAUUUAUUUCUUUUUCAAGGUUGACUAAUGUUCCAUUAUUAAUAAAAUGUUAAUAAUGCACCAUGUUUUCUUUAUCCACUCAUCUGUCCAUGGACACACUUGGGUUAUUUCCUAUCUUGGCUAUUGUGAAUAAUGUGUAGUGAGCAUGGGAGUGCAGAUAUUUCUAUAAUAAUGCUCAUUGCAGCAUUACUCGCAAUGGAUAAAGAUAUAUUUCAGUGGAAUAUAUAUUUAUAAGCCAUCUAGUUUAUGGUAUUUUUAUAGCAGCCCAAAUGGACUAAUACCUAAAGGAAAUGAAAUCUAUCUUUAUCACACACACACACACACACACACACACACACACACACACAUAUUCAGUAGAAUGUGUGUUUAGUGGAAUAUAGACUCAGGGGUCUCUGUUGGGCCUCUUUAAUGAUGGCAUGAAUUUCAUUCAUGGGGCCUCUGCCCCCAUGACCUAAUCACCUCCCUAGGGCCUUUCUCCUUAUACCAUCACAUUGGGGGUGAGGAUUUCAAUAUAUGAAUUUUGGAGGGACAUAAUCAUUUAGACCAUAGCAUCCUAUUCCUGGCUCCCCAAAAUCUAUGCCCUUAUCAUGUGCAAAAUACAUUACUUUCAUCCCAGUAGCCCCAAAAGUCUUGUUCCAGCAUCAAUUUUAAAAUGUAACUUCAAAGUCUCAUCUAAUUAUCAUCUAAAUCAGUAAUGGGUGAGACUUAAAGUACAAUUUAUUCUGAGGCAAAUUGCUUUCCGGUUGUGAAUCAGUGAAAUCAAGCAUAUUAUGAGCAUCGAACAUAGUAUGGUGGGAGAGGCACAGGACAGACAUUCUCAUUCUGAAAGGGAAAUAUAGGAAUGAAGAAAGGAGUGACAGUUACCAAGCAAGUCCAACAACCUAUGGCUCAAGAAUAAUCUUUUUUGGCUUGAUGCUGUCAAGGUCCACUGAUAUGGAAGUCCUGCCUUUUGGACUCUUUUUGGUGGUAGUCCAGCCUCCAAAACUUUGCCUGCCCCCACAGCUUUGCUGGGUUCAGCACACACUGCACCAGAACCUGCCAGAGCCGCACCUAGGGGAGCUGAGCAAAAUGGCAACAGAGUGUGGGGAGCAGAGUCCAGAAUGUGAGGUAACGCUGGGCAGCAGUGGCCCCUCCUUUGAAAUUGUUUCGGUCCCCAAGGUCCUAGCCUUCUGUGAUGGCGGUCAGCCCCAGGAUUUCUGAAAUGCCUUUGGGGUCAUUCUCCCAUUGUCCUCGCUUAGACAGUAGGUCCUUGCUUCUGUUUAGAUGGCUCACUGCCUUCAUCAAUAGUACAUGGCUUCCAUUGAGAUGGCUGAUCCAUACUAAUUUCCUUUGUCAAAUGAUCAAUAGGCCACAUCGUUUCUUUUCUGAAAAAGCUUUCUUAUUUUUUUCCAUUAUGGAUAGACUAAGAAUUUUCCAAAUGUUUAAGUUCUACUUCCCUUUGACUAAAAAAUCCAUUUGUAUUUAUCUCUUUUCACAUUUUACUAUAGGCAGUGAACAGAAGCCACACUGUAUCUUCAGCAUUUUGCUUAUAAAUUUUCUCAGCCAGAUAUCCAAUUUCAUCACUCACAAAUUCUACCUUUCACAAAGCACUUGAACAAUAACACAACAUAGGCAAUUUCUUUGCCACUUUAUAAUAAGGAUUUCCGUUCCUCCAUUGUCCAACAGCACAUUCUUCAUUUCUCUCUGAGACCUCAUCAGAAUGGUCUUUACUACCAAUAACCUAAGUUAUUGGUGUGUCUACUUAGGUAUUUGCUAAGAAAAUUGAGGCUUUCUGAACCUCAGUAGAAUCAUCCUUAAUGGUCCAUUCAGAGCAAUGCAGGCUUUCUCUAGCACAAACCUCUUACUUCCAGCCUUUACUUAUUACCCAGGUCCAAAGCUGCUUACACAUUUUAGGUGUUUGUUACAGCAGCACCCUCAGUUCUUGGUACCAAUUUUUGCUCUUAGUUUGGGCUGCUAUUACAAAAUACUAUAAGCUGCAUGGCUUAUAAGCAACAGAAAUUUAUUUCCUAUGGUUCUGGAGGCUGAGAAGUCCAAAGCACUGGCAGAUUCAGUGUCUAGUGACGGCCCACUUCCUCAUAGACAUUUAUCUUUUCACUCUAACCUCACAUGGUGAAUGGGACAAGGAUUUUCUCUUGAACCUCUUUUAUUUUUGUUUUUGUUUUUAAAUUUCUUAUUGAGCCUCUUUUAUAAGUGCACUAAUCACAUUUAUGAGGUCACUACCCCCAUGACCUUGUCACCUUUCAAGAGCCCCACCUCCUGUUAUCAUCACAUUGAGCAUGAAGAUUUCAACGUAUCAAUUUUGUGGGAACAUAAACAAUCAGACUGUAACAGAUACAUAUCCAGAAGUGGGAUUGGUAGAUUAUAUGGUAGUUCUUAUUUUUAAUUUUUGGGGGAACUUCCAUCCUGUUUUCUAUAAUGGCUGUACCAAUUUACAUUCCUGCCAGGGUUAUUUUUUUCCCACAUUCUUGCCAAAACUUGAUAUCUUUUGUCUUUUUUAUAAUAAUUCUACUUACAGGUAUGAGAUAAUGUCUCAUGUGGUUUUGAUUUGCCUUUCAUUCAUGAUUAGUCUUGUUGGACAUUUUUUCAUAUACGUGUCAUAAAGAUAUUUGUGUGUCUUAUUUUGAGAAAUGUCUGUUCAGGUCCUUUGCCUAUUUUUUAAAUUGGGUUAUGUGUUUAAUUGUUGUUGAGUUGUUUAAGUUCCUUCUGUAUUUUGAAUAUUAACCCCUCAUCAGAUGUAUAAUUUACAAAUAUUUUCUUCUAUUCCAUAGGAUGUCUCUUUAUUGAUUGUAUCUUUUGCUAUACACAAUAUGUUUGGUUUGAGGUAACCCUGUUUGCCUAUUUUUGUGUUUGUGGCCUGUGCUUCUGGUGUCAAAUACAAAAAAAAUCACCAUCCA